This is a messenger RNA of Osmerus eperlanus (European smelt), 2107 nucleotides long. It is a transcript of the gene tfap2d, whose product is annotated as transcription factor AP-2 delta (activating enhancer binding protein 2 delta). Bases 172 to 1533 code for a protein of 453 amino acids. The transcript is spliced from 8 exons. Gene Ontology annotation, cellular component: nucleus. The record is from RefSeq and is a predicted model, not a curated record. Gene Ontology annotation, biological process: regulation of transcription by RNA polymerase II; anatomical structure development; regulation of cell population proliferation. Gene Ontology annotation, molecular function: RNA polymerase II transcription regulatory region sequence-specific DNA binding; DNA-binding transcription factor activity, RNA polymerase II-specific. Lineage: Eukaryota; Metazoa; Chordata; Actinopteri; Osmeriformes; Osmeridae.
AUACCCUGCAAGUACAAAAUCCGCGCGCCAGCCGCGUCCGUGCAGAGGGGAGACGCUCGCGUUCCACCAGCUUUCUGCUGCUCCGCACAGGGACUUUUUCAUUUCUUUCGAUUUUGGGAUUUUAACGCAUUUAUUCGAUCGCAAGGGAAGCCGGUUUACCGGAGAAGCACCAUGUCAGCAACCUUCCCCGGUCUGGUCCACGACGCUGAGAUACGUCACGACGGAUCAAACAGCUACCGUCUGAUGCAGCUGGGCUGUCUGGAAUCCGUAGCUAACUCCUCGGUCGCUUAUUCCUCCUCCUCCCCGCUCACAUACCCGGCUACAGGGACAGAGUUUGCUUCCCCCUACUUCUCCACCAACCAUCAGUACACCCCUUUACACCACCAGUCCUUUCACUACGAGUUUCAGCACUCCCACCCCGCCGUGGCGCCCGACGCAUACAGCCUCAACUCGCUACACUCGGGCCAGUAUUACCAACAGAUACACCACGCGCACGGGGAGCCGGCUGACUUCAUCAACCUGCACAACGCCCGCGCGCUAAAGUCCUCUUGCUUGGACGAGCAGCGACGCGAACUGGGCUGCCUUGACGCUUACCGCCGUCAUGACCUGUCUCUGAUGACGUCACACGGCUCUCAGUAUGGUAUGCACCCCGACCAAAGGCUGCUGCCCGGAGCGGGCCUCGGCCUGCAGCCACCCGGAGCCGACGACCUUCAGGGCUCCGUGGAGGCGCAGUGCGGGCUCGUGCUCAACGGCCAAGGGGGCGUCAUCCGGAGAGGUGGGACCUGUGUGGUGAACCCCACCGAUCUGUUUUGUUCGGUACCGGGCCGCUUGUCGCUGCUCAGCUCAACCUCCAAGUACAAGGUCACCAUCGCCGAAGUGAAGCGGAGACUCUCACCGCCAGAGUGCCUCAACGCUUCCUUGCUGGGAGGGAUUCUCCGCAGAGCCAAGUCCAAGAACGGUGGCAGGUGCCUGCGGGAGAAACUUGACCGUCUGGGUCUGAACCUACCAGCAGGCCGAAGGAAAGCAGCUAACGUAACCCUCCUGACCUCUCUAGUGGAAGGUGAAGCCCUCCACUUGGCAAGGGACUUUGGGUACACCUGCGAGACAGAGUUUCCCACCAAGGCUGUAGGGGAACAUCUAGCCAGACAACACAGUGAACCUAAAGAAACCAACGCACGCAAGAAGAUGGUUCUGGCUACCAAGCAAAUCUGUAAGGAGUUUCAGGACCUGCUGAGUCAGGAUCGUUCUCCUCUUGGCUCCUCCAGACCCACCCCUAUCCUGGACCUGGAUAUCCAGAGACACCUCACCCACUUCAGUCUGAUCACCCAUGGUUUCGGCACGCCGGCUGUCUGUGCGGCUCUCAGUACCUUCCAGACUGUCCUGAGUGAGAUGCUCAACUACCUGGACAAACACUCCAACGGGAAAACCUCUGGGCUCGAGAGCGGCCAGAUCAACAGCAGCUCGGAAAAGACUCCGCUUCGGAAAACGUCCGAGCCGCAGACUAAAGAUGGAAAAACUGAAAAGACAGAGUAGCCCCUGUGCCUUUGAGCUCUGUGUGUGUUUGUGUGUGUGUCUGUGAGUGCGUGCGUGUGCCUACCUGGUUCGGAAGAGGAGAGCUGCCCAUCAACAUGGAGGCCAGCUCACAGUGACAUCGGUUUAUUUAUUCUGUCAACAGGAAGUAAACAAGGACAAUUACCAGCUGGUCAUCAGCUGGUUAGCAGUGAUGGAAGGGGGAGGAUUGCAGACACACACACACAAAUACACCCAAACAGUUUACACAACCUCCCGCCCAGUUCUGAGAGAGCACUUGAAACACAGCGAAUCAUGGCAUAUGCCAUGUAACCAGUAGCCUACCAUAACAUCCAGUGUGUUUACCAUUUGGACAGAGAGGGUGUGAAUGUAAGAUGGGGUUACUGACUGGGUUUGAUUUAUGUAAAGUGUGUGUGUGUGAUUGUGGGUUUCUGAGAGACAGAGAGAGAGAGAGAGAGAGAGAGAGAGAGAGAGAGAGAGAGAGAGAGAGAGAGAGAGAGAGAGAGAGAGAGAGAGAGAGAGAGAGAGAGAGAGAGAGAGAGAGAGAGAGAGAGAGAGAGAGCGAGCAAGUGAGAGA